Messenger RNA from Rotaria socialis, 771 nucleotides. The record is from the annotation of a GenBank genome assembly. Lineage: Eukaryota; Metazoa; Rotifera; Eurotatoria; Philodinida; Philodinidae.
AUGAAUCAUCGUGUCAUGCAAUGGAAGAACGGUGAUACAACGAAUGGACAAGUUGUUGCUGGUGGCAAUGGCCAAGGAAAUCGAUUAAAUCAAUUGAGUGGCCCAACAGAUGUAUUAAUUGACAAAGAGACGGAUAGUCUCAUUAUUUGUGACGCAGAGAAUCUGCGAGUUGUACGAUGGUCUCGUUCUAGUGAUACAACACAAGGGGAAAUACUCAUUGACAACACCGAUUGCUAUGGAUUAGCAAUGGAUGAGCAGAGAUAUCUCUACGUCUCUGGCCCCGUAAAACAGGAAGUAAGACGAUAUAAGUUGGGUGAGAACAUUGGCACUCUCGUGGCUGGUGGUAAUGGUGAAGGUAAUGGUCUCAAUCAACUGCACUAUCCGACAUAUCUCUUUGUCGAUCGAGAUCAUUCAGUCUACGUUUCAGAGUGGCUAAAUCAUCGUGUAAUGAGAUGGGAUAAAGGUUCAAAAGAAGGCAUUAUCGUCGCUGGAGGUCAAAGCGCAGGGAGUUCUUUGACACAAUUGAAUGGUCCUCUCGGACUCUUUGUUGAUACGUUGGGUACACUCUAUGUAGCAGAUGAGUUUAAUCAUCGUGUAAUGCGUUGGACUCAAGGGGACAACAAGCAAGGCACUGUAAUUGUGGGUGGAAAUGGUCAAGGAGCAGGAGCAAAUCAGUUGAACGCCCCCUAUGGUUUGUCUUUCGAUCGACAUGAUAAUCUCUAUGUCGUCGAUACGGGUAAUAGUCGUGUUCAACAAUUUUCUAUCGAAUAA